Molecule: messenger RNA, 239 nt
Organism: Colletotrichum godetiae
Lineage: Eukaryota; Fungi; Ascomycota; Sordariomycetes; Glomerellales; Glomerellaceae
Exons: 1
Coding region: 47-214 (55 amino acids)
Source: RefSeq, a predicted model, not a curated record
GGACAACUAGCACAAGACGACAGAUGACUAACGAAAGUUUCACUAGAUGCGCUUCCCAAAAUCAACAUCCAAGCUGGCGGUCAUUGGAAAUGAUAUAGUGAGCCAACUCCGAUUCCGAUAUCUGUCAGUCUCGCCGAGAUUUCAGGAGCAUCUUCGGUCCUUGUCGGAGCCACGCGUCCUGGCGUGCGAUAACUUCCCGCCCCCUCGAAGAUAAACCCUGAGUCUUGAGGCGUUAGUGG